ACGGACGAACGCCCGCAGCCGUGCUGGGGACCGCCCCUGCGCCGCAUGCACUGCCCUGCCUGCCGGGGCCCAGGCGCAGAGCCGCACUGCAGACUGGGCUGGACACAGUAGCAGCAAUGCUGCAGGUAAGGUGCGGCUGGGCCACAUCCUCCGACCCUGCUGCGUGCUGGAACACCGGGGCCCAGCGUGGUGGACGCCCCCACGUCCCUGUUCUAGCUGCCUCUCUCCUAGCGCUGAGCACGGCUGAUAUAACAUGGGGUGUGCCAGCGGCUGGCCGGGGGCUGCCCUCGCUCUCCUGCUGCUACUGCUGCUCAGCCUCCUGGCGCUCUGCUUGGCAGCACUGGAGGAAGUGGACCCCACCACUGACAGGCAGCCGCGAUCAGCCUGCACCCUGCAGGAGGGGGAGAGUCGUAUCUUCACCUGCUGGUUUCCCUGGCCAGCCCCCGGUGCCACGCUGGCCUGGUACCUCAACGGUCAGAAACGGGAAGUCAACCUCUCAACUGCAGACAUUGCCAGCAUCCUCACCCUCACCGGCCAGCGUUCCGACCACCAGCUCAACUGCUCCCCGACCAUCCCAACUUCCAGUGAGACCUACAACACCUCCAUCCUUCUCAAUGUGCAGUGUAAGGUCCACCGUGCUGGCCUGCGGAUGGAGGGAGGGUGUGUGGGGCUCUCAUCCAGCUCUGGCAGGACCAUAACCUGCAUCCAUUGCAGCCAUAGCAUGGCAGCAUCUUGCCAGUCCUGUGCAAACAAGGUAGACAAGUGUUCCCAGACCCAGGUGAGACAAAUUCUGCUCCUAGCUGGGUUGUCCCCAUCCCUCCUCCCCAUCUCACUGCCUGUUUUUUACCCAGAUAAGCCAGAGAUCCUGCAGGAAGGUGCCUACUACCAGCAGUUUAAGGGCGCUGGCCUUCUCCUGGUGCUCUUUGUGCUGGUACAAGUCAACCCACCUGCCAGCAUCACCUGGAUGGACCAGCAUGGGCAUGUGAUGGCCAACACCUCCAAGUUUCUCCUCCUGGGUGCCACAAGCUACCCAGGCCUGGCCAACCACUCACUCCACAUCCAUCUCAACUGCACAGCUGGAAACCUCUCCAUCAGUGCAGCCAACAGUGUGGGCAUCACCACUGCCUCUCUCCUGCCCACAGGUGCAGGUCUUCUGGAUGCCCGUGUGGAGCUGCCUGUCCUGGGUGUUGCCGUUGGAGCAGCCCUGGCCCUAUCCGCCCUGCUCAGCCUGGGCUCCUGUGCUGCCUGCCUGGCAUGCCGCUUGCCCAAGCUUGUGCGUGGUCCGGGGCAAGAAGGACCCAGCCCACCCAGCCAGUGCUCCUAUUGCAGCAGCUCUGAGCCCCCACAGCCCCAGGGCACACGUCUGCCCCGCCAGACCCAGUCCCUGCCACCCAACCUGUACCUUGGUGACCUUGCGCAGGAAGAUGGAGCUUCCCCCAAGGAUGCAGGAGCCAGUGCUAGGGGAGAAGAAAGUGCCCUGCUGGGACUGGAAAACUCCCUGGUCCUCAGCAAGCUUGGUUUUAUCCAGCUCCCAAUGUCUGGGCGCAUCUACAAAGUGCCCAGCAUGAGCAGUGAGGAGAUCUGGCUGUGAGCUGCAGUGUGGUGCCCAGGAGCCAGGGCUGUGGCAGCCUCCGGAGCCAAGCAGCUGAGGGUGCCAGGAAGGCCGUGAUGGAAGUGGCAGCUGACCAGCCCCAGCUCUGUGCUGUGCAGGGCUUGGGAGCUGCACCGUCAGCCAAGGCAUGGUUUUAUGUAGUCCCUGAACUUUACUGAUAUUCUGUUAUAAUCAAAACGCAUCAAAACUGUUUAUAGCCAGGCUCUAGCACUGCGAUUCCUCUUGGGGUAAAGCCAAGCACCAGCUUUGCUUUAGCAGGUUUGUGACUUGCUGCAUGAUCUUCUUUGCCCCUGUCCCUGCUGCUGUGGCAGACAGGUGGGAGGUCAAUGGAGCAGGGGCUGAGGAGAGCUGUCCCAACAGCAAUAAACUGAAUCCAAGCA
Messenger RNA from Serinus canaria (Common canary), 1992 nucleotides. It is a transcript of the gene TMEM25, whose product is annotated as transmembrane protein 25. Gene Ontology annotation, biological process: negative regulation of excitatory postsynaptic potential. The record is from RefSeq and is a predicted model, not a curated record. NCBI's taxonomy places the organism in Eukaryota, Metazoa, Chordata, Aves, Passeriformes, Fringillidae.